Molecule: messenger RNA, 1569 nt
Organism: Truncatella angustata
Lineage: Eukaryota; Fungi; Ascomycota; Sordariomycetes; Amphisphaeriales; Sporocadaceae
Product: serine carboxypeptidase
Exons: 2
Coding region: 1-1569 (522 amino acids)
Biological process (GO): proteolysis
Molecular function (GO): serine-type carboxypeptidase activity
Source: RefSeq, a predicted model, not a curated record
AUGGAGACGUACAAGGAGAAGUUAACGCAAAGGGCUCAGGGUCGCGCAGCUGCUAGCGAAGACUUCGACGCUCUCUUGAAGCGACAAACUGGCGACAAGUUCUUGACAAACAAAACUGAGCAAUUUGCUGUCAACUCAAGUCUGCUUCCGGAUCUGAGCUUUGAUAUUGGCGAGUCAUAUGCUGGUCUCCUUCCCAUUGGCAACUCUAAUGACACGGAUUUGUUCUUUUGGUUCUUUCCCUCAACGAAUGAAGCAGCAAAGGAAGAGGUUGUCAUUUGGUUUACCGGCGGUCCUGGCUGCUCAUCCAUGAUCGCCUUGCUUGAGGAGAAUGGGCCCUUCACGUGGCAGCCCGGCACCUACAAACCCCAGCUCAACCCAUGGAGUUGGCACCAUCUCAGCAACGUGCUUUGGAUCGACCAGCCUGUUGGCACUGGGUACACCUCUGGCGAACCGACUUACCACAACGAGAGUGAGGUUGCCGACCAGUUUAGGGGCUUCUGGAAAAACUUCGUCGAUACUUUUGGCAUGCAUAACUACAAGGUAUACGUCACCGGCGAGAGCUAUGCCGGGCUUUAUGUCCCGUACGUGGCUGGUGGAAUGAUCGAUCAGAAUGACACUGAAUAUUUCGACGUCAAUGGAAUCAUCGUCUAUGAUGGUGUUCUAAGCGAUAUCUCUGGCGAUAUCGUCACUGUUCCGUUCGUCGACUACUGGCAUGGGCUAUUCCCCUUCAACCAGUCGUUCAGCGAAAAUAUACACAAAGCGCACGAAAGCUGUGGUUAUGCCGAAUAUCUGGACAAGUACCUUGUCUACCCACCCUCCGGCCAACAGCCAAACGACAGGCAGCCGGGUAUCAACGACAACCACACUAUGUAUCUGCCCGGCUGUGACGUCGUCAACAAUGUGUUUGAGGCUAUUCUGGACUUGAACCCUUGUUUCAACAUCUACGAGGUCAGCGCACAAUGUCCCCUACCAUACGACCCUCUCGGCUUCGCUGCCGCCAACUUCUACUCGCCACCAGGAGCUCCCACGAUCUACUUCAACCGCACCGAGGUCAAACAAGCACUGCACGUGCCUAUUGACACGGACUGGGAAGUCUGCAAGGAUGGCGUGUUCCCCUAUGGCGACAGAUCGGCACCCUCGAGCAUUGUGCAGAUUCCGAAAAUCAUCGACAAGACGCAAAACGUGCAGCUGGUGCACGGAAUCCUGGACCUGGUGCUCUUUGAGAACGUCACCCUGCUUACGAUCCAGAACAUGACCUGGGGCGGGCAGCUCGGAUUCCAGGAACGGCCGACCGAGCCUCUUUUCGUUCCCUAUCACGUUAGUCCCGACCUGGGAACGGCUGCGGGAUCGGGAGUCUUGGGUACGGCACACACUGAACGCGGUCUUACCUACUCCACUGUCAUGCUCAGUGGACACGAGGUCCCUGGAUUCCAGCCCAGUGUCGCGUAUCGUCAGCUUGAGGUCUUGCUGGGUCGCGUUGAGAACUUGCAGUCCAGAGUGCCUUUCACGACCGAUACAAACAACACGGCUCAGCCUACUGAGGAUGAACCUGGCACGGGAGAUAAUUAG